Molecule: messenger RNA, 1350 nt
Organism: Rhinichthys klamathensis goyatoka
Lineage: Eukaryota; Metazoa; Chordata; Actinopteri; Cypriniformes; Leuciscidae
Gene: rdh20
Product: retinol dehydrogenase 20
Exons: 5
Coding region: 21-977 (318 amino acids)
Cellular component (GO): lipid droplet
Molecular function (GO): oxidoreductase activity, acting on the CH-OH group of donors, NAD or NADP as acceptor
Source: RefSeq, a predicted model, not a curated record
CACACAUCUACUUGGGCACUAUGAUCUUCCUAAUGGAUUUACAGAUGAUGAUGCUGGACAUAGUGUACUUCAUCCUGCGCUCUUGUCUGCGCAUCGUACUGAGACCACGUACGAAGCCCAUAGACGGCGAGUUGGUAUUAAUAACCGGCUCUGGAGGAGCACUGGGCCGCCUGUUCGCCCUGGAGUUCUCGAAACACGGCGCAGAAGUGGUGCUAUGGGACAUAAACGGAGACGCUAAUGAGGAGACAGCCAAUAUGGUGAGGGCGCAUGGGGGCCAGGCACACGGGUACACGGUGGAUGUGACAAACCGAGAAGAAGUGUACCGCACUGCCGACCAGGUACGGAAGGAUGUGGGAAGGGAUGUGACCUACUUGGUGAACAACGCCGGGGUGGUGGCCGGUGAGAGACUCCUGGACUGCCCAGAUACCAUGGUGGAGAGGACACUGAAAGUAAACUGCCAUGCCCUCUUCUGGACUGUCAAGGCGUUCCUCCCUCAGAUGAAGGCCAAUAAUCAUGGCCACAUCAUCACUGUUGCCAGUGUACUUGGACUCUUCAGCACAGCCUGUGUAGAGGAUUACUGUGCCAGUAAGUUUGCCGCGGUGGGGUUUCAUGAGUCUCUGGCCCAUGAACUGCUGACGGAAGAGGACGUGGAUGGAGUGAAGACCACUCUUGUGUGCCCUUAUGUUGUGGACACUGGCAUGUUUGAUGGCUGCAGGAUUAGGGAAGAGGUUGAACUGAUCCUGCCUCCACUGGAGCCCUUGUACUGCGUACAGCAGGCUAUGAAUGCCAUUCUCAUAGACCAGCCGCUAGUGUGCAUCCCCAGACUAACCUACCUGCCCUUCCUGGCCAGAGCCCUGUUUCCAUGGGAAUCCAAUGUGGCGACAUAUCGCUUUAUGGGUUCAGACCAGUGCAUGUACCCGUUCAUUGAGUCCAUGAGGAAGAAAAGAGCAGCCAACGGCCCAAUUAAGGCUGCUUAAACAUCUGGAACACUACAAAUUUGACAGGUCUUUUUUGAACAGCUGCAGCAAAUAAUGUGUGCAAUAUUCUUUGAAUUCGUUUAUAUUAUUAUGGAUGUGAGGGUAUGUCACUGUUUGAAGUGAAAUGGGUUUCUUCUGGUUAUCUAGGCCCACUUUAGCUGUGUUCUGUUUUUCAGGCUGGCUAAUCACUCAUGGGUGAGCCGUUCAACAACCACUGAUAUGGUUCACAUCUGAAAUGUGUUUUUAUGGAACUGGAUUGGGACUGGACUGAGCAAGUCAUUGGGCAUAAUACCUAUUUAAAUAAGAGUGUACAGGUGUUUUUUUCCCUGUGGCUUCCAAUUAUAUUGAAAACGAUUGCUUGUUGUACUUGUUC